Stegastes partitus (bicolor damselfish) is the source of this 507-nucleotide messenger RNA. RefSeq names its product N-acetyltransferase 14 (GCN5-related, putative) (gene nat14). Gene Ontology annotation, molecular function: N-acetyltransferase activity. Lineage: Eukaryota; Metazoa; Chordata; Actinopteri; Pomacentridae. Bases 100 to 507 code for a protein of 135 amino acids. The transcript has 3 exons. The record is from RefSeq and is a predicted model, not a curated record.
CCAUCUGUCCGGCGGACCUGAGCUGCGCCGUCAGAAGGCUCCUCGUGUGGAUGUUCCCGUCAGACUGAGCGUGGAGCCGGAGGAGCUGCAGGCCUGAACAUGGUGAGGCUGGAGCUGGACCAGGUGGUGAUGAGGAGGAUGAAGGAUGAAGACAUUGAGAUGGUCAAAGCUCUCAUCAAGGAGGGCUGCGAGGGAACCGAGAACCGCCUCAUCCUCCACAUCCUCACCCGUCCUCUCUGCCUCUUCAUCCUCGCCGUUUUCUCCUCCAUCCUGCGCUGCCUCGUCCACUCCUUCAUCCUCGCCCUCGCCAUCCCCGUCUUCCUGCUCAUUGUGUUCCUGAAGAUCACGAUGCCGCGGUCCACCGGCGUUCUGGGCAGCAGCCGGCCGUACUGGGACUACGUGGGCAGCAGCUGCAGAGGAGCGCAGGACGACAUGCUGCAGAACCCCUACUGCAGGAUCAGCGGCAGGACGCCCGCCAACAGAAAGGUCAGUCGGCCAGUUCGCUGA